Molecule: messenger RNA, 1058 nt
Organism: Musa acuminata AAA Group (dessert banana)
Lineage: Eukaryota; Viridiplantae; Streptophyta; Magnoliopsida; Zingiberales; Musaceae
Product: two-component response regulator ORR5-like
Exons: 5
Coding region: 431-853 (140 amino acids)
Biological process (GO): cytokinin-activated signaling pathway; phosphorelay signal transduction system
Source: RefSeq, a predicted model, not a curated record
GCCUCUACAUGAAAUCAGGUCAAUCGCCAUUUACGUAGCCAGGAAACGUGAAGGCGCCACCGCAUCCAACAUUAAUAAGGAGGACCGACUCAGCCGUCGGUCGUGUGUCAGUGGGAAUAGGAGGGGGCGGGAUCCGCUUGGUCGCACCGGAUCCGUGGCAGAUUCGGGAAUGCACCAAAUCAUGGAGAGGAUGCUGAUGAGAAGAGGAAGCGACCGAGAGAGAGAGAGACAUGUCAACAUGUCAUCUCCAAGGCGGAGGAACUCUUUGGGAGGAACCAUAUAAACCCUCGGAUUCCCGCUGGGGAAGACGAGGAUAGCAUCCCCCAAGCGUAUCCCCUGCACCGAUCCUAUCGUACUGCCCGCGUGUGUAUAUAUCCUUCUUCGUCCCUCUCGUGCCCUCUGGCGAGUCGCUUCGUCGGAGUCGGAGCUGAUGUCUUCAGUUGGUAAUGGCGACGGCUGCUGCGCCGGCGGAAGCGACGGAGGGCAACGGCACGUGCUGGCAGUGGACGACAGCUCCGUCGACCGCGCCGUCAUCGCUGGCAUCCUCAGAAGCUCCAAACUCCGAGUCACCGCCGUGGACAGCGGGAAGAGAGCUCUGGAGUUGCUCGGCUUGGAGAAGAAGGACGUGAGCAUGAUCAUCACCGACUACUGGAUGCCGGAGAUGACAGGAUUCGAACUACUCAAGAGAGUGAAGGAGUCCUCCGAGCUGAAGGAGAUUCCGGUGGUCAUCAUGUCCUCCGAGAACGUCCCCAACAGGAUCACCAGGUGUCUGGAGGAGGGAGCAGAAGAGUUCCUGCUGAAGCCCAUCAGGCCGUCCGAUGUGUCGCGGGUCUGUAGCCGUGUCCUCAAAUGAGGACCGUCGGAUCAACAGUUGGCUUCUCAUAGUUAGAAUAAUACGAUGCCAUGUGCGACUCCUCCUCCAUCAAAUUUCGUGCACCACAUGAUUUGUGGGCUGAAUUUGAUCCCUAAAUGACUCCAAUCGAUCGAUCGAUCGGAAUCUUCCUUUGUCGAUUGAAUUAUCGCACCAAUUUGACAUCAUUAUCGAUAAUAUCUUUGCA